CCCAAGAACAAGAAACACCUGGGCAUUGCCAAAGUCAUCUUUGCCACCGUCAAAGGAGCCAGGGAUGCGGUGAAACAUUUGCACAACACCUCUGUGAUGGGCAACAUCAUCCACGUGGAGCUGGACACCAAAGGUGAGACACGAAUGCGGUUCUAUGAACUGUUGGUUAAUGGUCUGUACACACCUCAGACUCUUCCAGUUGGCAGCGACUUGGAUGCUUCACCCACUGUGAAUGAAACUCCACAGGUUAAUGAACUUGGGAAACGUACUAAAGAAACUAGUGGAGGUGCAUCAGUUACUCCAAACAGCAGUACUCCAUUUUCCCAUGAUACAGCCUAUUCAAGCUGUCGACAAGAUACCCCAAACUCUUACAGUCAGUUCACCCCCCAGUCGCAAGGAACCCCUCACACCCCACGUCUGGGAACACCUUAUUCUCAAGACUCCAGCUAUUCCAGUCGGCAAACAACACCAGCUUUUCAUUACGGACAAGACUUUAAACCAAGGAGACAUGAAACAAAGUUUACGGAUGCUUACAACCGG
Messenger RNA from Staurois parvus, 540 nucleotides. NCBI's taxonomy places the organism in Eukaryota, Metazoa, Chordata, Amphibia, Anura, Ranidae. The record is from the annotation of a GenBank genome assembly.